Silurus meridionalis is the source of this 2781-nucleotide messenger RNA. It is a transcript of the gene josd1, whose product is annotated as Josephin domain containing 1. The transcript has 5 exons. The record is from RefSeq and is a predicted model, not a curated record. Bases 746 to 1459 code for a protein of 237 amino acids. Gene Ontology annotation, molecular function: cysteine-type deubiquitinase activity. NCBI's taxonomy places the organism in Eukaryota, Metazoa, Chordata, Actinopteri, Siluriformes, Siluridae. Gene Ontology annotation, biological process: protein deubiquitination.
AGAAUUCAUUAAGUGGUUUUCUUUUUUUUUUUGCCGUUUUAUGCAAUAAAUAAAAUCAAACGUGUAGCAUGUAAGCUAGCUGGAGUAACGCUAUGGCAAAAUGAUUAGAGAGGGAUGGAUGUUUUAGACAGUCACUAUAAUCCGUGACAGUCCCAGUUAAAAUCCUGGAUUGAUUAGUUCCUGAAUGUCUGAAGUUUUAAAAGAGCUUUCUUCCUUUUUUCCUGCCAGGUAUGCAGGAAGUUUUGGGCCACUCUAUCCAAAGUAGAGAAGGUUAACCCUGUAACCAGACAUGAACUGUUUAAAUGGACUGCAAUAAAUCAAUCUUUAUAGAGAACAACAUUCUGUUUCCUACAGUAGGAAAGAAAGAGUCAUACACGUGAGAUCUACAUGACUGCCACGAGUUCAGGAGUUUCACUUGGUCGCCCGAGUGUGUGUUCUCCUGGAUGUUUUGCACCAUCUGAUCAGAGCUAAAAAUGGAAAGAACUGCUUUGUGUUAGAGAACACUUGGGUCUUCAGCACGUCUACAUGCGAGAUCCAGGUCUCGAACACUGAAAGGAGAUGCCAAAGCUGAUUUCACGAACAUUUUACAGUUUGGUUGUCUGCUGAUACUUUAUCAUCAAUCAUACGUUGAACUGGCUUCAGUUUUCUCAUUGUAGCCACCUUCCCCUCCCCUUGCCAUUCACCACAAGCGUCUGAGUGGUUGUCAUAGAAAUGACAACAGUGACCGAGUAGCAGAGCAUCAGGGAUGGGGAGCACACCGUGUUCUGGUAAGGGGAGGGGGGUAGGUAGUUUUCAGGAGUUAGGCUGUAUGCCAUGGAAGGUGAGCAAGCAGAAAGGUGAAGCUGCUGGAGAUGGAUGUACCACUGAAUCGUAUGAAGCUUUAAAUGCCAGAGUUGUCUCUCCUCCUCAACAACCUCCUGCCAUCUACCAUGAGAAGCAACACAGAGAGUUAUGUGCUCUGCAUGCACUAAAUAAUGUCUUCCAGGAUGGUGCUGCCUUUAGUCGAGAGGCACUUCAAGAAAUCUACCAGAGGCUGUCCCCGAGCACAUUGGUAACCCCUCACAAGAAAAGCAUGCUAGGUAACGGCAACUAUGAUGUAAAUGUCAUCAUGGCUGCUUUACAGACUCAUGGGUAUGAAGCUGUUUGGUGGGACAAAAGAAGAGAUGUAAGCAGUAUUGCACUGCCAAACGUGACGGGCUUCAUUUUAAAUGUGCCGUCCAACCUUCGUUGGGGUCCUCUGCGUCUGCCACUAAAACGUCAGCAUUGGAUUGGAGUGAGGGAGGUGGGCGGAGUCUACUAUAACUUGGACUCAAAACUACGCAAUCCCCAUCCCAUUGGAACAGCUGAUGAGCUCAGGAAGUUCUUGCGUCACCAGCUUCGAGGAAAGAACUGUGAACUGCUGUUGGUUGUGCUGGAGGAGGUGGAGGUCCAUCAGACCUGGAGGACUGAUAACUUCUGAUAGUUUUCAUGGAUUGUUCAGCUCGUGCUCAGGAGGGAAUGUAAGAUUCAAUCAGGGAAUAUAUAAGAGCAUAUGGAGUCGUACUCAAUGAGUCACAAAAGCACACUGGCAAGACAUUUUGUUUACACAAAAAAAACAACACACAAAAUGCUGGACACAGACUAAAACAGCAAAGUAUAUUAACACAGGGAUGUCACCAACACACACUAUACUGUUCUUUUGCCUAUAAGACUUUUGACAUUUGGAAUUUGGCAAUGCUUUUUUUAUGUCUGCCUUUUGUUUUGUUUUUUCAUACUGUUUUAAAGAUAUUCAAAAUUCAUUACGCUAUAUAUAUCUGUAUAUGUUACACAGUCCCUUCUUUGCUCUUCAUGUGAUUCCCCUUAUGUCCUCUUAUGCAUACAAAAGAAACAUGAAGCAUCCUUACAUAAUGGUAAUCGGUGUGUGGUGCAUGUAAUGGAUAGGAAGCAUCUAAGCAGCACAGUGUGGCAAAGUAAUAACUGGAUUUUUCAUGUUAAUUUCAUGUAGGAAAACUGCUACUUUCUGUCUUGCACUACGGCCAUGCAUCCCACAAUAGUUACAACUUUUUCCUUCGCACAGAUACAGUUAAAACCUAUAUGGAUAGUAAAAUAGCAUUUCCAAGUCACAUUGCCAACUAUUCUGUGCUGUAUUUUCAAGAGAUAUUAAGAAUUAUUUUAUCAUAACUUACAGAAAAGGUCAGAAAGAGAAAAAAUAUUUCCUUCUUUAUGUGCUGGAGUUAAAUAGUUAAUAGUUUUGUGGGAGGUAUUUAAAAGGAUGAGAGUGGUGUUUUUGUUGUUGGUUGUCUUUUGUGUUGGUUAAGUAAUUAAGCCAAUUAUGCAGUAUAGCAGUAAUUUGUUCAAGUCUUUGUAUCCUGUUCAUUGUGCAGGGGUGGGGAGUGGGGGUCUGUUUAUCACAUUAUUCGAAAGGGAAAUUUAAAUGUACACCUCAGGUUUUCUUAAAAACUGCACACUCCAAUUUUAUUUAGUAAUCUAGGUAUAGAAGCAAGAUUUUUUUUUUUUUUUUUUGCAUUCUGGAAACCUCGCUAGGCCAAGCCCAUAAAUAUUCUGAAGAAUAUUACUGUUGUAUGAGAGGGACAUUCCACAUUUACAUACACAGGGUGCUUUGUUAAACUGUAGAAGUGUUUUUGAUUUCUUGCCAUGACAAUCCUGUUCCCUCAUGUCCCUUUUAGGGAAGAUGUAGUCACAACGUGAUCAUGCCAUUGUUUUCCAUGCAAAUGCUUGUAAUGGCACUUUAUGUAUAAUCAGAUGUAUUGUGACAUCAAUAAAAUGGCUUUGUAUGUAAAA